Molecule: messenger RNA, 2332 nt
Organism: Pygoscelis adeliae (Adelie penguin)
Lineage: Eukaryota; Metazoa; Chordata; Aves; Sphenisciformes; Spheniscidae
Gene: DNAJC1
Product: DnaJ (Hsp40) homolog, subfamily C, member 1
Exons: 17
Coding region: 1-2181 (726 amino acids)
Cellular component (GO): endomembrane system
Source: RefSeq, a predicted model, not a curated record
AUGGACAACUUCUUGCGCCAGGAUCAUACCACGCAGGAAGGGCAGCUGGGGAAGCAGCGCUUCUGGAGAUCUUGCUAUUUUGGAAGCUCUCAGCAAGUGGCACAGCUCUCCGGGGAGUAUGUGGGUGGUGGAAACGCUGCGCUGGCGUGGGUGAUGGAGCCAGGUCCCCCCCGGGAACGACGAUGCCUCUACCAGGAAGCAGCUGAGCCCGGGACUGUGCCUGGCGCUUGCCUGCACAGAGGAGUCCAGCUCGAUGGACGACAGCAAGGUCCCCGCACUGGAAACGCAUGGUCUGAAGAGCUGUCUAAGGAACCAGAUUAUUCCCUUGGACAGGCGGAGUGCAGAAAAGACUGCGCGUGCCAAGUAUUUUGUGAAGGAACUGAGGAUCUGGAAGAAGAACACCUGAAAUACAGAGUUGCACUGACAUUGUGCCUGGAUCCUGGUUUGCAGUCUAGCCUUGGGGCAGAGCAAACCCAAGGGGUCUCUGGUCAAGAAACUCAGCGUCCUGUGGAGUGUCAGUCAGAGAUGGAGAUGGACGUGGAGGUGGAGGUGGAGUCAGAGUCCUCCCCAGACCAUGAGGAGGUGGCUCUGUUCAGUGCGAUAGGCUGUCCCAGGGGUUGUGUGGAGAUUGAUCUGGGAGGUGAGCAAGACUGGGAGAACGCAUGUGCGGUCUUUUCAGGAGAAAUCUUCCCUGAUGCUUCGUCUGCAGACAUUCGGAAAGCAUAUCGAAAGCUUUCCCUAAUUUUACACCCAGACAAGAAUAAGGAUGAAAACGCAGAAACACAGUUUAGGCAAUUGGUGGCCAUCUAUGAGGUUUUAAAGGAUGAAGAAAGGAGACAGAGGUAUGAUGAUAUUCUGAUCAAUGGACUACCAGAUUGGCGACAGCCUGUAUUCUACUACAGGCGGGUGAGAAAAAUGAGCAAUGCUGAGCUGGCAUUACUCUUGUUCAUUAUACUCACAGUGGGUCAUUAUGCUGUGGUUUGGUCAAUCUACCUGGAAAAACAGCUGGAUGAACUGCUUAGCAGAAAAAAGAGGGAGAAGAAGAAAAAAACAGGCAGCAGGAGUACAGAGGAAGCCAAACUUGCUGCUCUAGAGAAAAAUGAAAGAGUACUGGACAAACCACAAUGGCAUGACUUACUUCCAUGCAAACUAGGAAUAUGGUUCUGUCUCACUGUGAAAGCUUUACCUCAGCUAUUCCAGGAUGCCAGACAAUUAUAUGUAGAAUAUAAAGAAACAAAAAUGAAGGCGAAAGAAGAUGCCCUGGCUAAGGCUGAACUUGAAACACUUCAGAAGGAGAAGAAGCCUAAAGUCAAGAAACCAAAAUCAGAAUUCCCUGUAUACACGGUUUUGGAGUCAAGUGCAUAUAUACCAUCAUAUGAUCAUGGAGCUUCAAUUGAAGAUAUUGAGGAACAGAUGGAUGAUUGGUUGGGAGGCAGGAACAGAACACAAAAAAAGAAGGCACCUGAAUGGACAGAGGAGGACCUCAGCCAGCUGACAAGAAGUAUGGUUAAGUUCCCAGGGGGGACCCCAGGUCGAUGGGAAAAGAUUGCUCACGAAUUGGGUCGAUCAGUGGCAGAUGUUACGAUGAAAGCCAAACAACUGAAGGAUUCUGUCAUGUAUACACCAGGCAUCAUUAGGCUCUCCGAGCUUAAAACGCUGGCCCAGAAUUCCAAGAACGUCAAAGUCAAUGUGAGUUUGCCAGACCACAUAAUCACCCGGCGAGAAAGGGAGGAGGAAGAGGAAGAGGAGGAGGAGGGGAACUACAAUCAUAUCCCAGAGCAGAGGGAUGUCCAAAUAGAUCAAAAGGAGACCAUUGCAAGUGAAACUAGACACCGCAAACGAAAAAUUCUCAAAGUGCCUGAAAUGACUCUACCAGCAAUGAGAGAGGUGCUAGAAGAGAAGGGCAGAGGAAGACGCCAGAAAGAUUUUGAUAACGCCGAGCAAGAGGAAGAGAGUGAUGAUGAAGGCAGAAAAAGGGAGAAAAGCCAUGCCCCAGAAGAACUGUGGACUCAAAAUCAACAGAAACUUCUUGAAAUGGCCUUGCAGCAGUAUCCAAAGGGAACAUCGGAUCGCUGGGAUAAAAUAGCAAAAUGUGUUCCUGGAAAAAGCAAGGAGGAGUGUAUAGCAAGAUACAAGUUGCUUGUUGAACUGGUACAAAAGAAAAAAAUGGCUAAAAGCUGAAUGUUCUGAGCAGAAGAUAUUUAGCUCAUCUUUGUCAAAAUGGGGUUUUAAAUCUCAUAUGCGGGAAACUGCAUUUUUGUACCUCAGUAUUUCUAUACGUCAUGUGCCUUAGUAAAAGAAAAUAUCAAUAAAUCUUAUACCAUCCUACCUA